Messenger RNA from Aspergillus mulundensis, 1002 nucleotides. RefSeq names its product isopenicillin N synthase family dioxygenase. The transcript has 3 exons. The coding region runs from base 1 to 1002 and encodes 333 amino acids. The record is from RefSeq and is a predicted model, not a curated record. NCBI's taxonomy places the organism in Eukaryota, Fungi, Ascomycota, Eurotiomycetes, Eurotiales, Aspergillaceae. Gene Ontology annotation, molecular function: dioxygenase activity.
AUGGCAGUUCGAACUCUCGACUUUACAAAGUUCCAUUCAGGCUCUGAGGCCGAGCGUCGUGCGUUCGGGCAAGCCCUGCUCGACGGAUUCAGGACCACGGGGUUCGUCAAGCUCAUCAACCAUGGCUUCUCGAGGGAGGAGAUGGCCGAUAUCUUCAACUGGAACCAGCGGUUCUUCGAUCUACCCAACGACUGGAAAGCCGCGAUCCGCAACGACGAGGGCCCGAAGCCACAGCGCGGCUGGAGCAGCGUCGGCGCCGAAAAGACUGGAUUCCUGAACCCAGGCGGCAAGCUCAGUCUUGCAAAGGGCGCCGAGAACGACCGGCAGGACGCAAAGGAGCACUUCGACAUCGGCCCAGCAGGCGACGAAGAAUUCCGCAACAAAUGGCCAGAGCCGCACACAAUCCCCGGGUUCCAAGAGACCAUGAACGCCUACUUCGACCGCAGCCAGGCCAUCACGCUAGAGCUGCUCGAGGCCCUGGCAUUGGCAAUGGAUGUGCCGCAAGACACAUUCGUGCGCCUCUGCCACGGCCACGCCAGCGAGCUCCGGCUAAACCACUACCCCUCGAUCCCCGUGCAGACGAUCGAAGCCGGCAAGACCAGCCGGAUCUGGCCGCACACGGACUUCGGGAUCAUCACGCUGCUGGCGCAGGAUGACGCGGGCGGGCUGGAGAUCCAGGACCGCGAGCACCCGGCCCAGUUCCUGCCAGUGAACCGCGAGAAUCCGACCGAGUUCGUCGUGAAUAUUGGGGAUAUUCUGGAGCGGUGGACGAAUGGGCGGCUUUGCGCUGGGUUGCAUCAGGUUACGACGCCGAGGGGGGUCAAGGAUGGGGGGAGGGGUGGGACGUUGCCUGCGCGACGGUCUGUUGCGUUCUUCCUCAAGCCGCAUAGGGGGAUGUCUGUCGCGCCGAUUUCGUAUUUUGUGCCUGGGGAUCAGGCCCCGAGGUAUGAGGAUAUGACUGCGCUGGCGUAUCAGAAGUUGAGGACGGGGAUUGUGUACUGA